Molecule: messenger RNA, 2179 nt
Organism: Homalodisca vitripennis (glassy-winged sharpshooter)
Lineage: Eukaryota; Metazoa; Arthropoda; Insecta; Hemiptera; Cicadellidae
Product: repetitive proline-rich cell wall protein 2-like
Exons: 5
Coding region: 36-2036 (666 amino acids)
Source: RefSeq, a predicted model, not a curated record
CAGUUCCUUGCACCGCCUCUCACAUACAAGGCGUCAUGCAAUACAAGCAUUUCCUGUUCGCCCUAGCGGCGCUACUAGCGCUGAGCGCGGCGGAGGAGGAGAAGAAGGCCACGGAAGAAAAGUCGGCGGUGGAGAAGUCAGACUCGGAGGGUGUGGAAGAUAAGAAACAGGAGAAGAGAGGAUUGCUCGGGUUCGCCCACGGGUACGGAGGUCUGGAUGAGGGCUACGGCGGCUAUGGUGGAGGUAUCGUGCUCGGAGGAUACGGAGGCCACGGAGGUGGAGGUUACGGAGGCUACGGGGGUGGAGGCUACGGAGGUGGAGGCUACGGAGGUGGAGGCUACGGAGGCGGUGGCUACGAAGUUGUUGGAGGCUACGGUCACGGAGGUUACGGCCAUGAAGAACAUGUCAAGGCCAUCACUAUCACUAAGGAAAUACCAGUCCCACAUCCGGUCUAUGUCGAGAAGAAAGUCCCAUACCCAGUAAAGGUCCCUGUCGAUAGGCCAUACCCAGUCCAUGUUCCCAAACCCUACCCCGUACAUGUCGAGAAGCCUGUCCCAUACCCCGUCAAGGUUCCAGUUCCCCAGCCCUACCCCGUCCAUGUCGAGAAGCCCGUUCCCGUUCCAGUCAAGGUCCCUGUUGACCGUCCCUAUCCCGUUCAUGUUCCCAAGCCCUACCCCGUUUACGUAGAGAAGAAGGUCCCUUACCCUGUGGAGAAGCACAUCCCUUACCCAGUGAAAGUCCCUGUGGAUCGUCCAUACCCCGUCCACGUACCUGUAGAGAAGCCUGUGCCCUACCCUGUAGAGAAGCCUGUACCUUACCCCGUCAAGGUCCCAGUCGACAGGCCGUACCCUGUCCAUGUACCCAAGCCCUACCCUGUGCCAGUUGAGAAGCCAGUGCCUUACCCCGUAGAGAAGCCUGUACCUUACCCAGUGAAAGUACCUGUCCCUGUCGAUAGGCCAUACCCAGUCCACGUACCGAAACCCUACCCCGUGCAUGUUCCAGUACCCCAGCCCUACCCCGUCCAUGUCGAAAAGCCCGUUCCCGUUCCAGUCAAGGUCCCUGUUGACCGUCCCUACCCCGUUCACGUUCCCAAGCCCUACCCCGUAUACGUAGAGAAGAAGGUCCCUUACCCUGUGGAGAAGCACAUCCCUUACCCAGUGAAAGUCCCUGUGGAUCGUCCAUACCCCGUCCACGUACCUGUAGAGAAGCCUGUGCCUUACCCUGUAGAGAAGCCUGUACCUUACCCCGUCAAGGUCCCAGUCGAUAGGCCAUAUCCUGUCCACGUCCCCAAGCCCUACCCUGUGCCAGUUGAGAAGCCAGUGCCUUACCCCGUAGAGAAGCCUGUACCUUACCCAGUGAAAGUACCAGUUAAGGUACCAGUCCCGGUCGAUAGGCCAUACACAGUCCACGUACCUAAACCCUACACCGUGCAUGUCGAGAAGCCUGUCCCAUACCCCGUCAAGGUUCCCGUUCCCCAGCCCUACACCGUUCAUGUCGAGAAGCCCGUUCCAGUUCCAGUCAAGGUCCCUGUUGACCGUCCCUACCCGGUUCACGUACCCAAGCCCUACCCCGUCUACGUAGAGAAGAAGGUCCCUUACACUGUUGAGAAGCACGUCCCUUACCCAGUCAAAGUCCCUGUGGAUCGUCCAUACACCGUUCAUGUACCUGUAGAGAAGCCAGUACCCUACCCUGUAGAGAAACCUGUACCUUACCCCGUCAAGGUCCCAGUCGACAGGCCUUAUCCUGUCCACGUUCCCAAGCCCUACCCUGUAGCAGUUGAGAAGCCAGUGCCUUAUCCCGUAGAGAAGCCUUACCCGGUCAAGGUGCCCGUCAAGGUACCAGUCAAAGUACCUUAUCCAGUGGAAGUCAAGGUGCCCGUUCACAUCCCAGUACCUGUGAAGCAUCAUUAUGAGCAUGACUAUGGCGGCGGUUACGAGAGCUAUGGAAGCGGUUCUGAAGGAGGUUAUGGAGGAAGCUACGGAGGAGGAUAUGGAGGCGGCAGUUCUUCUUACUCCUCCCACACAUACCAUCACUAACUACGUUACCUUGAUUGUUGUUACCACUGCUGACUGUUUUUUAUGUACUUUUGUAAUAUAUAGUUAGUUUAUAGUGUAUUUUUCUACGAAAUGUGAUUUUUUAGUAAAUAAUCUAGCUAUACAAACCAAAGUUAUAUCGCCUA